CCGCCCACACCCUUAAGGUCUGGGUGCCCGCGCGCUGCCCCGCAAAGCACCAGGGACGGGAAGCACGCGCCGCUAGCGUCGAGCCGUCGCCAUGGCCCUGCUCAGAGGUGUGUUUAUCGUGGCUGCUAAGCGAACGCCCUUUGGAAGUUAUGGAGGUCUUCUGAAAGACUUCACCGCUACCGACUUAGCCGAAUUUGCUGCCAAAGCUGCCUUGUCUGCUGGCAAAGUCCCACCUGAAACUGUUGACAGUGUCGUUGUAGGCAAUGUCGCACAGACGUCUUCAAAUGCUAUCUACUUGGCAAGGCAUGUUGGUUUACGUGUGGGAAUCCCAAAAGAGACCCCAGCUCUCACCGUUAAUAGGCUCUGUGGCUCUGGCUUCCAGGCCAUUGUGAAUGGAUGUCAGGAUAUUUGUGUUAAAGACGCUGAAGUUGUCUUGUGUGGAGGAACCGAAAACAUGAGCCAGUCUCCCUUCUGUGUCAGAAAUAUCCGUUUUGGUACCAAGCUUGGAACAGAUCUCCAGCUGGAAGAUACUUUGUGGGUAUCAUUGACCGAUCAGCAUGUCCAAUUCCCCAUGGCAAUUACUGCAGAGAAUCUUGCUGUAAAACAUAAAAUAAACAGAGAAGAAUGUGACAAAUAUGCCCUGCAGUCACAGCAGAGGUGGAAAGCUGCUAAUGAUGCUGGCUACUUUAAUAAUGAAAUGGUACCAAUUGAAGUGAAGACAAGGAAAGGGAAACAGACAAUGCAAGUAGAUGAGCAUGCUCGGCCCGAAACAACACUGGAACAGUUACAAAAACUUCCUCCAGUGUUCAAGAAAGAUGGAACUGUCACUGCGGGGAAUGCAUCGGGGAUAUGUGAUGGUGCUGCAGCCGUUAUCUUAGCUAGUGAAGAGGCUGUUAAAAAACAUAACUUCACACCCCUGGCAAGAAUUGUGAGCUACCAUGUGUCUGGAUGUGAUCCUGCUAUCAUGGGUAUCGGUCCUGUCCCUGCUAUCAGUGGGGCACUGAAGAAAGCAGGACUGAGUCUUAAGGACAUGGAUUUGGUAGAGGUGAAUGAAGCUUUUGCUCCCCAGUACCUGGCUGUUCAGCAGAGUUUGGGUCUUGAUCCAAGCAAAACCAAUGUGAAUGGAGGAGCCAUUGCUUUGGGUCAUCCACUGGGAGGAUCUGGAACAAGAAUUACUGCACACCUGGUUCAUGAAUUAAGGCGCCAAGGUGGAAAAUACGCUGUUGGAUCAGCUUGCAUUGGAGGUGGCCAAGGUAUUGCAGUCAUGAUUCAGAGCAUAGUCUAAGGAGACCGAGGAGUCCACUAUGACCCACUCUUGCUCUGCUUGGCCAGGCCACAGUAAAACAGCUGACCUUCAGAGCAGCUGCCACAACUGGCUAUGCCCUGCCACUGAAAUAGUGAUUGAGUGUGAUCAAGUCAUGAUGAGGCAAAGAUGCAUUUAUCAUGAGUAAGAGCCCAUGCUAGACAGAAGUAGGUUCUCAAAUUUGCACCAAAUAUGAUGUAUGUCUGAACUAAAAUUCAACAAUAGAAGUCCUUAAAGAAAUUGUAUCCUUGCCAAAUAACCACCACUUAUGCCUUAGAUAAUAUGAUUAUAAGGAAAUUGAAUAAAUGUUGCCUUAACUUCA
Lemur catta (Ring-tailed lemur) is the source of this 1625-nucleotide messenger RNA. RefSeq names its product acetyl-CoA acyltransferase 2 (gene ACAA2). Bases 92 to 1285 code for a protein of 397 amino acids. The record is from RefSeq and is a predicted model, not a curated record. NCBI's taxonomy places the organism in Eukaryota, Metazoa, Chordata, Mammalia, Primates, Lemuridae. Gene Ontology annotation, biological process: fatty acid beta-oxidation. The transcript has 10 exons. Gene Ontology annotation, molecular function: acetyl-CoA C-acetyltransferase activity.